Aspergillus puulaauensis is the source of this 1476-nucleotide messenger RNA. Its product is annotated as FAD-dependent oxidoreductase. The record is from RefSeq and is a predicted model, not a curated record. NCBI's taxonomy places the organism in Eukaryota, Fungi, Ascomycota, Eurotiomycetes, Eurotiales, Aspergillaceae. The coding region runs from base 1 to 1476 and encodes 491 amino acids. The transcript is spliced from 6 exons.
AUGCAAUCAAUCAAUGUCGACGUGCUAGUAUGCGGCGGAGGAAUGUCGGGCAUGGCGUGUGCCUCGUUCGCUGCACAAUCCGGAGCAAGGGUGUUGGUGGUCGAGAAGCAGAGUAUGGUGGGCGGAUCGUCUAACUACUCUGCGGGCAUGUUCUGGGGCCCUCAGACAUACGAGAAACUAAGGUCCUGGGUGCCUGACGGAGAUCCAGAACUGCAACGCGCAUGGUUAGACGACUACCUGUCGGCCGUGCAAUGGAUGCGCGAAAAUCAGGUCCCUACAGCGCCUCGAUUCGACGGGAUCAUGACAAUCGGAAUCGGUUUCCCUAUCAAAAUCCCACACCUCCACAGCCUCCAUCGAAGCCGGAUCGAGUCAAGCAAGACCGGGUCGGAGAUCUGGACAAACACCGCGGUCGUCCAACUUCUCCAGGAGCAUUCCGGCGUGCUGGGAUCUCGGAUCAAGGGUGCCAUCGUUCGCCGCGAAUCGUCUAACGGCCAGCCAGCCUCGUACUUCACUGUCACAGCCCGGACAGUCGUACUAGCCACUGGUGGUUUCCAGGGCUCGUCUAAUCUAACAGCACAAUACCUAGGUCAGGGCGCGGACAGCAUCUUCGUGCGAUCGAACAAGGGCUCUGUGGGCAAUGGUCUGAAUCUGGCUGUUGGAGCUGGAGCGGCGACAAGUCGAGGCAUGAAUACCUAUUAUGGCCAUCUCAUGGCUGCUCCUUUGCGAGCGGAGCAGGUAGAUCCAAAGGACUAUCUUCCUCUUGCGCAGUAUCAAAGUAAAUACUGCCUGCUGCUGAACGAAUCCGGGCGUCGAUUCGCGGACGAGACCACUGGCGAUGAAAUCAUCAACCAGUACCUCGCAAAACAGGAGAAGCGACGCGGAUUCCUGAUAUUCAAUGAGAAAACCCGCCUGCAGCACUGCAUAUCGGCCUUAUUUCCCAACGCUGGUGAUAUCGAUCGCCUCCAGAAGGCUCGCGAGCACGGAUGCAAUGUCGGAGCCGCGUCAACCCUCGGUGAGCUGGUCGAAGUACUCGCAGGAUGGGGCGUCGACCGCGUCGGCGCCAAGCGAACGAUUGACAACUAUGACAGGGUGAUCCGACAAAAGGAGCCCGGGCUAGGGCUUGAUGCCCCUGUUGGUAGAGGGGGCACCCCUCCUACGCCGUUAGUAGAAGGCGAGGGUCCAUUCCACGCAAUUGAAGUGCAGCCAUCAAUCACGUUCACGUACGGAGGUAUAAGGAUCGACAGAGAGGGCCACGCCUUGACUCCGGACAGCACUCGAAUUCCCGGCCUCCUGGUCGCAGGCGUCGACGCUGGUGGGUUCAGUAACUUGGGGUAUGCAGGCGGACUGGCGCUCGCCUUUGUGACUGGUUUCUGGGCUGCGAAGCAGGUUGCGAGAGAAUUAAAGCUCCCUCUGCCAAAGCUUCCGCCAGCGGAUCCGAGGGAUGCUGAGGCUAUGCCGGUGAAGGGCCGACUAUAA